GUCACCGGUUCCGUCCCAACACGGAAAUAUGGGAAAGUGACAAGAACGGCAACGUUGCUGUUAUUAUGGAUUUAAAGCGGUGCUGCUAGCUUAGCUUUCACCGUGUUUGUUGGUUCUUCGCGCGGCUUUAACGAUGUUUAACUGCCGGUGCUAACUCUCUGACAGAUGGACGCGCGCGCUGGAAAUGGACAGAGAGUUCGACCUCUGUUGCUAGUUCAAUAGCUUUAGUCCACCGUUUGUUCACAGCCAUGAAGCAAAGUGUUUUGGGGGUCAUGGGGGCUGUGGGACGCCUGCUCCUCCUCCUCCUCCUGCUGUCCUGGGAAGGCACAGUAUUUCAGGUUGGAGGAGUCAGAUCGGUCACCCUCCCAGAAUCCCUCCUGUUUGUCUCCACGCUGGACGGUAGUCUGCACGCCGUCUCCAAACAGUCAGGGAACAUCAAGUGGACCCUACGAGAAGACCCCAUUAUUCAAGUACCUGUCUACCUCACAGAGCCGGGGUUUCUCCCAGACCCCAACGAUGGCAGUUUGUAUAUCCUGGGGGGCAAACACAAGGAAGGCCUGAUGAAACUGCCCUUCACCAUCCCAGAGCUGGUCCAGUCGGCUCCCUGCAGGAGCUCUGAUGGUAUACUCUAUACAGGUAAAAAGCAGGAUGUGUGGAUCGUGGUCGAUCCUGAGACAGGCGAAAAGCAAACCAGUUUAACCACCUCCACCUCUGAAUCCAUCUGCCCCAACACUCCCCUACUUUACAUUGGACGCACAGAAUACAUGGUUACCAUGUUUGACACCAAGACACAGGAGCUGCAAUGGAACGCUACUUACAAUGAUUACUCUGCUCCACCAUACGAUGACAAACAGGACUACAAGAUGGCCCAUCUUGUGUCGAGUGGUGAUGGUCUCGUUGUGACAGUUGACAGAGAGACAGGUGACGUCUUGUGGAGUCAGAACUAUGGAUCGCCCGUCGUAGGGGUCUACCUGUACUCCGGAGACUCUCUGAGACACGCCCCCCACCUGUCCCUCGCCAUGGAAACGCUUCGCUUCCUCACCUUCUCUUCUGCCAACGACCAGGCAGACACACACUCCACACUGAAGUGGAGCUAUCAGUUUGUGAAGGAGCAAGCCAGCGCACAAACACAACUUGUACCCACUCUCUAUGUCGGAAAACUGGACACUCACCUCUACGCCUCCACGUCCCUUGUCCACCAUGGAGUCUCAUUAGUGCCUCAGGGACUGACUUUGGCUCGAAUCGAGGGUCCGGUGACAGCUGGAGUGACAGUCAGAGAGCGAGGGGAGUGUGAGAUCACACCGUCUACCGAUGUGCGCUACCCACCAGGGAGCACAAACAGCCAGAAAAACCACUGGCUGCUAAUAGGUCAUCAUGAGCUCCCUCCAGUCGCUCACACCACCAUGCUGAGGGAUUUCCCAGCCGGCCUGCAGCGUUCUGGCGAGGCAGUCAUCCCCCCUCGACCUUCUGCCUCCUCUGCCUCCCCUGCCUCCUACUACCAUCAGCGCUAUUUCCAGGCAGUUGCUGGUGGCCAUAGCGACACUAAUGCUAAUAGAGAGGAGGUGGAUGGGAAGACGACAGGACAGAAACCGGCCGCCGUGCUGCCUGUCUAUAUGACUCAGGACCGGCUCACUUUAGCUGUUCUGACGCUGCUGCUGGGAGGGUGGCUGGCCUUUGCGCUCACAUACCCUGUUCGCACAGCUCAUCAGCUAAAAGCUCAAAGGCAGCUGGAGGAGGCUCUUGAGUCUCGUCUCCAGCGCAUGCAGACAAACAUGCAGACCGUGACCCAGGUCACCUCAGAUGCAACCCUCUCCACUGACACAAACAUCUCCACUGAGUCUCAGCCUGCAUCUGCUGCCCCUCCACCUAGUCCUCGCACUCACAGCGGGGGCAGCACUUCAGAUGUCGAUAGAAACGGCACCUCAGGGCCCCAACCCACAGCGGAGGGAAACAGUGAGGAGGUGCAGGUUGGUAAAAUCUCCUUCACGCCGUCUGAGGUGCUUGGACAUGGCACAGCGGGAACAUUUGUGUUCAGGGGUAAUUUUGAUGGACGCCACGUAGCGGUGAAGCGAAUAUUGCCAGAGUGUUUUGAGGUAGCAGAACGCGAGGUGCAGCUCCUCCGAGAGUCUGACACACACCCAAAUGUCAUCCGAUAUUUCUGCACAGAGAGAGACCGCCUCUUCACUUACAUCGCCAUUGAGCUGUGCACUGCAACCCUGCAGCAGUAUGUGGAGGAUCCGUCUUGUUUUCCUGAGCUGAAUCCUAUAACUCUGCUGGGACAGACCAUGAGUGGCCUCUCACACCUCCACUCGCUCAACAUAGUCCAUCGUGACCUGAAGCCCAGAAACAUCCUCCUUUCUGGCCCCAGUGCGCUGGGUCGAGUCCGAGCUCUCAUCUCUGACUUUGGACUCUGUAAGAAGAUCCCAGACGGUCGGAGCAGCUUCUCUUUGCGGUCAGGAAUACCAGGAACUGAAGGGUGGAUAGCUCCUGAAGUACUGCGGGAUACUCCUGGCAACAAACCGACAGCAGCUGUGGACGUGUUCUCAGCAGGCUGUGUGUUUUACUACGUGGUCAGCAGGGGGCAGCACCCUUUUGGUGAUGCAUUACGUCGACAGGUCAACAUCCUGUCAGGAGAAUAUUCACUCUCGCAUUUUAUGGAGGAUAUACAUGAUGACGUCAUAGCACAGGAUCUGAUUGAGAAGAUGAUCAGUGCUGAGGCUGAGUCCCGGCCCUCCACAGCCUGUGUGCUCAAACAUCCGUUCUUCUGGAGCCCCGAGAAGCAGCUGCUCUUUUUCCAGGACGUCAGUGACCGCAUAGAGAAGGAACCAGCAGAUAGUCCGAUUGUGGUCAGACUGGAGACUGCAGGAAGAGGAGUGGUGCGAACCAACUGGAGGAUGCAUAUCUCAGUGCCUCUGCAGACAGACCUGAGGCGGUUCAGGACAUAUAAAGGAAACUCGGUCAGAGAUCUGCUGAGAGCCAUGAGGAAUAAGAAGCAUCACUACCACGAGUUGCCAAAGGAGGUGCAGGAGACUCUCGGCGAGCUGCCCGAAGGCUUUGUCAGCUACUUCACCUCACGGUUUCCACGGUUACUGAUGCAUACACAUGCUGCUCUGAGCAUCUGCUCCAGUGAGAGACUGUUUCACCCCUACUAUCUGUCCCCCAACGCCAAAUAGCAUUGACAUGACUCUGCGCUCCAUGCUCUGCACACACACUGGAGAAGUUUUUUGUGAGCAACAGAAAUUGCUGACAGUGCCCUGUUAUUGCUUUUGUAAAGCCCAUACUGAUUUUUGGGGGAAGAUACAGUGCUGUGAAAAAGUUUUUUAUAUCCCUAAAGUUCUUGUUAUUUCCUUUUUCUGCAGCUGUUGAUCAAGAAACGAUUUUAAUCAAACAGAAAACACUAAGAGUACGCACAUUCGGAAAGGCUGCAUACAUUUGUUAUAUUAAUCAUAGCAAUGUUUUUAAACUACAUCUUAAUGUGUGACUCCAUCAGAACCGUUUAUAAAAUAAAUUAGGUGAUUCUUACUUUUGCCGGAGCGACAUCUGAUUUUGUUUGUGGGAAACAAACACAUUAUAGCUCUUGAAUGAGAUCUGGAGAGCACAGUUAACAGAAGAGCUUUUUAAUAAGGUGCAGCAGGGAAAAAAAGACAAAAAGUGUAAUAACCAUGUCCUGUUACAGCACUGGUUUGAGCUCUAAGUUAGGUGAUGUGUGGAGAUUUUUUAUCCUUAUUCUACAUUGCAGUCCUUUUUAAAGUUUUUAAUAAUUUAUUGUUUUUUAAAAGCAAAAAUAUUAUAUAAUGGCCAGCCCCCCAAUCCCAAAUUAAAUCCCUUGUUCCUUGGCCUAUUGCACAAUAUUUUAUUGAAAUAUGUUUAUAAAUUUGCAGAUAUCCUGCUAACAGACCAACAAACGGGUCUGAAAACAUAACUUCUUUGACAGAGGGAAUUGUAUUUUUUUUUUCCAUUUUUUUCUCUACUGGAUAAUUAAUAGUAUAAAUACAGACAGGAAACCAAGGGAGAGAGGAGGUUAUAACCAAGUGGCAGCCUCCGGUGCUAAAAUAAUGAAGCCACUAUGGAAGUGCCAAAAACUGCAGUUCCUUAAAUGGCCACAUGAGGCUGGCUCCUGAAGCGAAUAACUCCCCACAGACCCCCAUGUUAAACAGCCGAACUUUACAGCAGAAAUAAACAUGCUUACA
Messenger RNA from Epinephelus lanceolatus (giant grouper), 4190 nucleotides. It is a transcript of the gene ern2, whose product is annotated as endoplasmic reticulum to nucleus signaling 2. Gene Ontology annotation, cellular component: IRE1-TRAF2-ASK1 complex. NCBI's taxonomy places the organism in Eukaryota, Metazoa, Chordata, Actinopteri, Perciformes, Serranidae. The record is from RefSeq and is a predicted model, not a curated record. Gene Ontology annotation, molecular function: protein serine/threonine kinase activity; RNA endonuclease activity; ATP binding. Gene Ontology annotation, biological process: intrinsic apoptotic signaling pathway in response to endoplasmic reticulum stress; mRNA processing; IRE1-mediated unfolded protein response.